AUGGCGCUAGCUGUCGUCGAUUCUCAGCCUCCCGGGUUGUGCCCGGCGCAGCAGCUAUCCUGCGCUCCACCAGCGGAGACCCUGUGCUUGCGGGAGAGCGGAGAGGAGGAGGCUAAGGAGAAUUGGCAAUAUCAGAAUCUGCUUUCUGUGGCUUCCUCUCAGCUCCAGCGCUUGGAGCAGCAUGGUGCCCUCCGGAAAUGCCCUGGCUAUGACCUCUCGGAUCCUUGGCUGGUCGCAGGCUCAGAAGCGGAUGGGGCAAAGUCGGGCAAGGCCCGCGAGUUUGCACGACUCACGGUUCCAGGCAUGCCCUGCAAGCUUGUGGGCGAGGCAGGCCGGAUCGUAGCUUACCUGGGCCCUGCAAAGGCAGUCGCCGGCAGCCCUUCCGGGCCCCCUGCUUCCCAAGCAUGUCAGGUGCGGCUGCCAGAGGGGACCGUGAGCACUUACCCGCGCAGCAAACUCUUGCCGCUUCCCACUCGGCCAGCUUGUCAGGGCGAUUGGGCUUUAGCAGUGGAUUUGAAAGGGGCGCUGGAGCACCUCAAUGGCUUUAGAUGCGUCUGCGGAAUCGGAGUACGGACUGUGAGUAGCGGUCCAGGCUUCUGGGUGAUGUUUGAACCCAAAGAAUCGGGCAUCAGACCAGAGCUGGAAUUGCUUCCGAAAGUGAACUUGGUGGCCCUUGCAGGCCCGCCUCCCGGCUCUUGCCAAACUCCUUGGGAGGCCCGCCUGGCAAGCAUUGCUCCUCAGGCCUUCGCGCAGCUUGCGCAGGAAGACCUGGAAGAUGAGGCCGCUGCAGAAGCCAGGCGUGCAACACGCCUCCAGGCCCUCUGCGAUGGCGAUGAAGAAGACGAUGAUGAGAGCAUGGACAUUGAUGACAGCGAUCAAGAAGAGGAAGAGGAAGAGACACUCACUGUGGAAGCUGGCUCUGUGGUGCAGCUCACGGCCAGCGGCUGCCUGGGUAUUGUUCAGACAGUCAACGACUCCUCUGUGGAAGUGCGACUUUGCCAGGGCCGCGGUAGCAAGGUCGAGACACAUGCGGUGGCAUCGCUCAAGGCAAUUUCGGAAGAUCAGGCGGUUGCGCAGGCCGUUUGCACAGAAUGUGGGUCAGCAUCGCCAGAGUCGCAGUUAUUGAUUUGUGAGAACUUUGCCAAAACCUGCUCUUCGACGACACAUAUCCGCUGCCUCAACCCUCCGCUGAAGAAGGUGCCUGAGGGUGACUGGUACUGCCACCUUUGCCAGCCGAAAGGCUCAGGUUCGGUGUCGGGCAAGAGCUCUGCUACAAAGGCCGCGCCUGCGCCGAAAGCCAAGGUCACAGCCAAGUCGGCACCAAAGGCAAAGGCCACGGCCAAGGCAAAGGCCAAAGUCCUUUCAAAGGCCAACAGCAGUAAGUCUAAGCGUGGGUAG
Symbiodinium sp. CCMP2456 is the source of this 1398-nucleotide messenger RNA. The record is from the annotation of a GenBank genome assembly. Lineage: Eukaryota; Dinophyceae; Suessiales; Symbiodiniaceae.